Molecule: messenger RNA, 5528 nt
Organism: Styela clava
Lineage: Eukaryota; Metazoa; Chordata; Ascidiacea; Stolidobranchia; Styelidae
Product: serine/threonine-protein phosphatase 4 regulatory subunit 1-like
Biological process (GO): protein dephosphorylation
Cellular component (GO): cytoplasm
Molecular function (GO): protein phosphatase regulator activity
Source: RefSeq, a predicted model, not a curated record
UUUCAAUUUAUUACCAAUUUAAAGUUAUUUGCUCAAAUAUCUUUUUUUUUCAUAAUAGUGCUUAUAAAUAUAGUAAUUAUACUUGCAACCCCACAACGAGAAAAGUACAGCAAUUUUGAAAAUCAGUAUUCUGGCCAUUUCUGACUCGUAUUAUCAACUGUUUUAAAUAUGAAAUAUCCAGUUGUAUAUUAUGGAAAAAAUGUGUUUGUUCAUCUAUUGAAAUAUUUCAGAUAUUUUCAUGCUAGUGUUGUUUUUUGUACAUACCGUAAAUAUUCUCUUAAAUUAUGCUUUUAAAUAGGCAUCAAUUAUGUUUGUGAGGUAUUUCCUUAUGUUAGAGUAACUUUUGUCAGUCAGUAGUUUAUUUUUCACCAAAAUGAAAAUGCACUCACAGUGAACAUACACUUAAAGAAAGUUGAAAAUGACAUUUCAUAUUGAAAGGUGACGCGAACAACCAAAGUUGGUUAUCGAGCAGCGACACCUGUGAUAAGAGUCUAACUUUGAUACAAGUUCAAUAGAAAUAAGACGAACAAUAUAUAUAUAAAUUAAUAUAUCAAAUAUUAAAGUCCAAAAACCAAAUUUGUUGUCAUUUUAUUUACUUUUAGUUUUUUACUAUUUGUUAUGGACAUCACUGGUAACCAGACAAGAUGCUGCCUUAGAUGGUAUUCCCAUUACCCGGCAUAAAUAUCCAAAUCCUUUCAUUUUGCUACUUUGUUAACUGAGCAAUGUUAGUUCAUCGUUUCCCAAGAUCUUUUAGGUUCGACAUUACCUAUCCAAUUUAUAAGCUGAAAAUUACGGCUGUCGUGUAUUUUGGUCUAAUUUGGUAUCCUUCAGUCUCCUCCACUUCCGAAAAUUAAUGAAGCCUGACUUGUUAGAAUAUCUGAUUGUUAUCCAGGAGAAACCAAUGCUGCUAUUUCAUGCUUCAUAGAUUAGCACCAAAGUAAAAUUGUUCUAAAUCUAGUUGUUUAUGUUUAUUAUUUCAUUUAAUCAUUGUUCUUAUACUACUAUGUCUCAUAAUCAAUAUUUUAUUGUUAAUAUUUUAAUUCAGCUUUAAAUUAAAGUUUAUCGAAAAAUCUAGUUUUAAAUUCUAUACAAAGGACGAAGAAUUAAUACAUUGCUGUGCAAAUUAAAAUCUGCCUGUACUUCGCAAAGAGAAAAUUUAUUAUUUCUGAAUUGGAUAAAAGUGCCAGAUUUUGCUCAUUUUGACGAUAUAAAUCAACUAAUAUGACUGAUUUACGGAUCGUCCUAAACCUUCCGAACGAGGAUAUGGAGGUGGACAUGGACGAGAACUUUGACGACCAAGAAGAUGACAAUAAUGAAGGUGACCAGCACGGUCAAAUGUCAUUUAGCACAAUUGGUAGCGGAAUUAUGGCUUUUAACGAUUCUUCAAUUCCGUCACCACUCGAUGUCACUACACCUGAAGAGCUUUUGACACCGUUAGCAAGAUUGAGAUGUUUCGCUGUUAGUGACAAUAUAUUUAAUCGUAGAAUGAUUGCUCACGAUGCUUGUAAUGUUUUUGAAGCCGUGCAAAAUAACGAGAAUGAUUUUGAAUCUGCUAUUCAGUGUUAUCUCAAGCUUUCAGAAGAUUUAGAACCGUCAGUUCGAGUCGAACUCAUGGAACAACUUGCUGAGAUAACAGAAAUAUUUCAUACAAGAUUGCUAGACAGUGCUGUGGUGCCUAUUUUACUCCGAUACCUCACUGACGUGAAUAAUCAAGUCCGCAAAACCUGCCAUAGUGUUUUAGUAGACAUAACAAAAGCUGGAUAUUUAAAAGUUGGUCAGUUUGAAAAUGAAAUUUUACCGUUGCUAAAGGAUCUCACUUCACGUAAACAGGCCCCUGACGAAUACCGUACAGAAGCUAUCGCCCUCGUGUGUCAAAUUUGUGAAUCCUUCGGCUCAGAAUUCGCAAAAGAAUAUUUUUUGCCAAUAUUUUUGGAUUCUUGUUCUGAUGACACUAUAUUUCAUGUCCGUAAAGUUUGUGCCGCCAAUUUUUCAGCAUUUUGUGACAUUCUCGAUGAUGCACUUAUCAACAAAGAUCUUCUGCCACGAUUUAUCGGUUUAUGCAAAGACAAUGUAUGGGGGGUGAGAAAAUCUUGCGCAGAGAGUUUCCCUGACUUUGCUAAACACAUGUCUGAAGAAGUUCGUAUCAACACGCUCUCUCCAUUGUACAGUGGUCUUCUAUCAGACCAAUCUAGAUGGGUCCGCGUCGCAGCUUUCGAGUCUCUCGGACCUUUUAUAUCUACGUUUGCUGACAGCAAAUCGGCGAGUGAUAAUUUUAAUCAAGCGGCAACAGGUGUGCCUGAUUAUAAAAUCACUGAUGAUGAAUUGAAAUAUGAUUUUGAUUCCUUCCUUUACUGGCGUGACCCGAUACCACCCGUCACUUUCGAAGAAGAUUUUGAUGAUGUCACUCCGAUGGAUCAAAACGAGGAAACAGACGAAAUUCAGUCUCAAGUUUACGUGAAUAGUUCUAAUCCCACCCACCAAAACGAGGAGGAUAAGCCGGAUGAACAAUUAGAGCAAAAAGAAACAAGUAAGCAGCUGAAAGUUCAAACUGCAGUUGAACAACAGGAUGAUGACGUUUAUUCACCGACCAAAGAUGAUGUUUUGAAAUCGAUUGAGUUUUCAGCGGAAAAAGAAAACAUGCCGAUUCAUUUUGAUAUUAAUUUGGAUAAAGCCGAAAACGAGAACGCUGAGUCAGCAGAAAUAAAGGAUGAUAAACAAGAAGAAGAAUAUGAUGACCUUAACGCCGUUCCUUCGAUAAAUUUAACAACAACAAAUGGAAAUGUCGAAGUAUUUACAGAUGAUUCUGGAUUGGAGAAAACCACAGAAGAAGUAAUUCCAAAUGACGAUUCUGAUUUAGCAAAAGGAGACUCGACAGAAAGUUCCAUUACAGAAGAGACCAAAGAGCAAACUGAAACCGUCACAGAGAAAACGCCCUCGGCUACAGAAAACGGAAAUCAAGAAAGCAGCGAUGACAGUGAUGAUGAAUACUAUGAUGAAAACGAGCCACGAAAUUGGCAAAGUCCGAGUUUACAGGAAUACCCAGAUUUGUAUGAAACGGAAUCAAGUGAUAAUAUGGAAAUCAAUUAUCGAAUGUUCAGUACGCUUAAUGAUAUCAACUACACUCGUGAUUUUGCCGAUCGUAUUUCUGGAUCGGAUCACUAUGCCCAUUUCGAUCCUAUAUCUUCUGUACAUAGUCCCACUUCCAAAGCAUCAAGCCAGCAGUCAGUCAUUCCACAACAGUUGCUUGAUAAUUUCUUAUCAAUGACUGAUCCGUCUAGAAAGCAAACCGUAGACACUGAAAUAACGAUGCACUGUGCUUAUAGUCUUCCUGGUGUCGCGUACACUCUCGGACGAAAUAAUUGGCAUUGUUUGAAAGACGUUUACCAAAAGCUGGCUUCGGACGUACAAUGGAAAGUUCGGAGAACAAUAGCGUCAUCAAUUCAUGAAUUGGCAAAAAUUUUAGGGGAAGAAUUGACAGCGACUGAGUUAGUUCCAGUUUUCAACGGAUUCUUGAAAGAUUUAGACGAUGUUAGAAUCGGAGUGUUGCGCCACCUAGCAGAAUUUUUAAAGCUACUCAAACCUGAAGUCCGUGGAAUAUAUCUUUACCAACUAACGGACUUUCUCACUAUCGAUAACAGCCGUAAUUGGAGAUUCCGCUAUGAGCUGGCAAGACAAUUGUGCUCUCUCACUGAGCUGUAUAACUCUGACGACAUUGUGAAGUAUAUUUGUCCAAUAACGAUGCGUCUGGCCACGGAUAGAGUCGUCGCAGUUCAAGAGGAAGCUGGAGGACUAAUCGGAAGGCUUUUGAACGAACUACAUGAAUCAGGGGAUGAGAGAAAUUUCCAGAUUUUUACGGAGCGAGUUACGUCCGCAUUGGCGAAGAGUACUCGCUGGAAAGAACGGGCAUUAUUCUGCAAAAUAUGCAACCUUAUUCUACGAGAGCUGCUCUUACCGUUCAACAUAUUUUUAAAGUAUUUUUCAACUACAUUGGUCGAGAUGGCACGCGACGGAAUAGUGAAUGUACGAAUAAUCGCAGCCCAAGCUCUCUCGUACGCUGUCCAAACGUUCUGUGAUGAAGGGGAGGGAGAGGAAAUGUGUGCAAUGCUCAAAGAACUUCAAAGUGACAAGGACAGAGAUGUCAAGUUUUUUUCAGCAAUAUCUUGCUGAUUUCAGAACCUGCAUUUUGCAUCUUAAUAUGAAGUUCAAUAUAAGCUCUGUGAUUUGCUUCAGUGAACUUUUGAAGAUCAAUGAAACGUAUCCAAUCAGUGUAUAAAUUAAAACAAUAAUCCUCAAAUACUAGACGCCUCGUCUCUGCAGUAAAAACUAUUUCUCAACUAUUUUAUUUUAAUUGUAAUCAGGGAUAUCCAGAAUUAAUAAAAUCUUGGAUUCUCAAUUUUAAAAUAUUGAAAAAUUGUCGAAAUUUGUUAAAAGUACCGAUUAGUAAAAUCUGACAGGUGAACCAAAAAUAUUUAUGCAGCUCUUGAUUACUUUGAAAUUAGAAAAUCAAUCGUAACAAUGUUCAUCUUGAUUUAUCUACAAUUUCAACUUUAGUCUUAAUUAAAUAUACCUUUGAUUUAUGUGAAUUUCUUUGUUGAGUAUGACCCAUUUUAAAAUCUAUUAGCAAGGUAUUUGGACAUUCCUAGUUCCAAUUUAUCCUAGUUUCAACCAGAAGACUGUCACUGGAACCCUUUCAAAAACUUUUGCAUUAGGGGCAAUUAAGAGGGGGCAUGUCACUUAAUAAAACACUCAAUCUGUAAAAUUUGUCAUAAAUCUGAUUUUGUUAUCAAAAUUGUCAAUUUUUGGGAGAAAGCAGUCAUUUGUAUUAUUUUAGUUAUGAAAUAUUAUUUAAGGAUGGGUUUGAAAUGUAUUUUACCCAAAACCAAUUUUUGGAUAACAUAGCACCAUGCAUUACACUAUAUAUACUGUGAGUAGUCCUAUAUCCUUACUAUAUAAGUCAAUUCUAAUAGCAAAUAGGAGUCCUUAUCUGUCUUUGUUUACUUUAAUGAUGGGGGAAAGAUCCAAAGAUAUUUAUUACUAUUUGAUUUAUUAUUUACUUUCAAGAUUUUGUGAAAUAUCAACCACCAAAUUAUCUGAUCUAAUAUUGAUAUUGUAAUUGGGCUUGCUAUAGGGUCUUAGAGAGGGUGGGACUUAUCUAUCCAAUACAAAGUUAUUCAAAAAUUGAACUUGCUGGCAUUUACAGCAAAAUUUAGCUCUGAAAAGCAAAAUUCUGACGCAGAGUUUUCGUGUUAUUGGUGAAAUUCGGGUUUGGAGAUUUUAUUGCUGUAGUUCAUACAAAUCUAUUUGAUUCAGAAUUAUUUAAAUUCUGGUUUAGCAGAAAAAUUUAAAUUUGGCUUUGAUGAACCCGUAUCUCAGUACUUAUGUCAAAUAUAUCUCUAUUACCACAGUUUGUAACAAUGUCUUCUCUCUGCUUGUCUGACAUAUGCAUGGUGAUGAUCUGUCUUUGUUAAUAUUUAUUUUUGUUUUUAAAUCAAUUUUUGAUUUCUACCAAGUAGUUUUGGAGUAGGUGU